GAGGCCGCGUCUUCAUCGAUUCAGUUGUCCUGUGUUAGCCUGAACAAUAUUCUGUUUUUAUAUAUACAUAUAUUUCCAUUAGAUAAAAGUGAACAAGAGAACACUGUUGCAAGCAGGUCUUAGUGGGUGGAUUAUGAAGAAUCAAGGAUAUGGAUUACUAGAAGGAGUGGGGCAUUCUUGGAGGUUGGUGGUAAGGACAGAGGGGAAUGGAGCAAUCAGAUAUAUACAAUGCUUUGUUUGAAGAUCCAGACUUCCCCGCAGAUAGCCAUUCUCUGUUCUCAGAUCUUCAUUCCUCCACACCAGUUUCAAAAUUCUCUGAUGAUAUCACAUGGAUGCGUCCACAGGAAGUCAGCCAGCAACCAAGGCUUUUUUCAGAAAAUCUACAAGAGAACCAUGUGAAGCAAGGAAUUCUAGGAGACUGCUGGUUCCUGUGUGCUUGUGCUGCACUUCAGUGUAAUGAUCGUCUACUGAAGCAGGUGAUUCCCAGUGGUCAGGCAACAUGGGGAGAAAAGGAGUACAAUGGGUGCUUUCUCUUUCGUUUUUGGCAAUUUGGACGAUGGGUGGAGGUUGUAGUGGAUGACCGACUGCCAUGUAUCGAUGCAAAACUGUGCUUCUCUCGCUGCCAGUGCCAAGAUGUCUUCUGGGUAGCACUUUUGGAAAAGGCAUAUGCAAAAUUAAAUGGCACUUAUGAGAGACUGUGGGCUGGACAGGUAUGUGAGGCAUUAGUUGAUUUGUGUGGAGGAGUUGCUAAAAGAUGGAAACUAAAGGCUUCUGAGAAGGAGGAAUGUGAGACUGAUGCAUCUGGAUCCACCUUGGAGAAGUUUAACUUGAGUGACAUUGUGGAUAACUGUAUGAUGAGUUGCUGUGUACACAGCUCUCACAGAGGUUCUCUAGGUGAAUAUCACGCAUUUGUUGUGAUGGAGCAUGUCUCUGUGAUAAAAAUGUGUGGAGACAGCCUGGUCUUGCUACGAAUACGGAACCCUUGGGGCCGACGUUGCUGGGAUGGACCUUGGAAAGAGGAUGGUGAUGGCUGGGAACAGCUAGAUCCAGAAAUUGCUUUACCACUCCGUUCCCGAGUGGAAGAAGGAGAAUUCUGGGUGGAUGAGAUUGAGUUUGGGAAGGAGUUUGAUGAGGUCACUGUUGCAUAUCCAUUCAGCAUAGAGGGUCACAUGAAGAGUUUGUGGACAGGAGCCAAUCUAUCCUUCAGUCAGCAGGUGUAUAGUUCUUGGAUCAAAGAUCGCACAGCUGGAGGCUCUCGUAACACUAAUAGUUUUAGCUGUAAUCCUAAAUUCUGGCUAAAAAUCCAAGAAGUCGGGGAGGUGCUACUCUGCUUGCAUCAAUGGGAUCUUUAUAGAUCUCCGAAAAACUCUUGGAUUAGCCUACCAGUUCAGAGGAGAGAAGCUUUAAGGCACAGAUGUGAUCACCUCACCAAACAUCAUGCUAUUGGAUUUCAUGUAUGGAAGGUGAAGAAGAAGAGACUCAAUCUUCCCAGAACACUUCAGGAGGCUCCAUGUCUGUCCACGCUAUGUCACGCCUAUGAACGAGAAGUUUCAGUGCACUGUGUUCUCUCCCCUGGCUAUUAUCUUGUUAUUCCAAGCAUCUUUCUACAGGGUGCAGAGGGACGUUUUCUAAUGAGAGCUUUCUCUACUGGACAACUUUCUCUCAGUGAGGUGAAGCUGCCAGACAUUCAGUAUCCUGCGAAUGCCAAAAAUGAUGCAGAAUGGGAAACCAUCAGCUUUGAUGGCCAGUGGCUCAAAGGAAAUAGUGCAGGGGGCAGCCGAAACUUUUCCACUCAUUUUGCUAAUCCAAUUCUGCCAUUCAAAGUCAACUCUGACACCGGGAAGACAACAUUAAAUAUUGUACUGCAGCAGCACUGUCAAACUGGAAAAUGCCAUGCCAUUGGAUUUCAUAUAUACCAGGUUGCUCAUAAUACUGAUCUUAAUAAAUGUCUAAAGGAUCAGGAACCUAUAAAAAGCUGUACUCCCCAUCGAUACACAGAGGAAAUCAGCAUUAUGUGUGUCCUGCCACCAGGAAAUUAUGUUAUUAUUCCAUCAACAUAUGAACCGGACUGUGUUGGUUUUUUCACAGUGAGCAUAGCUACCAGAAUAGACAGGAAACCAGUGAGAAGUCAAGAGACACUAGGCAGAUUCCUGCAAGAGGUCUCCUACAUUGCAGAGAUGAGAAGAUAGGCAAAGGAGCAUGUGCUGGUGGAAGCUCAUCACUUGGCCUCACAUAAAAGUACUGGAGCAAGACCCUGGAGAAUCGGAGCAGGGAUCUUUUAUUGUUCCGCCAGUGCCGCUAGCAGUUUGCGCAUCACAGCUUCUCCAUUCUCGUGGCACUAAUCUGAGGUGACAUGACCCGGUGGUGUAAACAAAAAAGCACCGAUUGAAGAGGCCACAGUCUUGUUUGGGUGGAACUGAAACAAAAGCAUCUCUCAUUUAACCAGGGGUAUUCAGCAAAGAAAAAGCACACCCCAUUCUACAUUUAAAGUAGUAGCCCCCUCACUCCAGUUCUUUGACAUGCCAUCAUGCAGCUUUGAUGUUUUUCUGGAACAUACAAAUGACAACAAAGAAAACUCCCCAACGGAUUUACAAGAGGCUUCAGCACUCAAGCCAUGCAUGCAAUAGAGUUUACAUAUUGUCUUUGAGCUCAGUUUUUGUUGUUUUGGAAUGGGUUCUCCUGUUGGCUUUUCAGUGUGUCUCCAUUGGAAGUGUCAUAUCAGAGUGAUUUCUUGUAACUCUAUACUCUCAACUUCAGUUGAUUGAUUUACAUUUUCCUUAUCAAUAAGUAGGAAAAAGCAGCUGACCUGAUAAGCCAAAGGAAACAGGAGCGUUGUUGGCAUUAACUAAUAUUUUAUCAGGCAUGUAGGCCACACACUGUAUAAUUUUCAGAUUAUCAGUUUACACUUUCUCCUAACGCUGACUGUUUUUUGGCACUUUUACAACUCAUUUUGUUAGCUAUUGUCUGAACAGCUUAAUUGUACAACAGUCUUAAAUCUGUCUUAGACUCAGAAAUAAUUAGCCAGUCUUGUUUUAAGCCUUAAUAACUAGUUUGCCCAUAAUUUUAUUUAAUCAGAAAUAUUCCACCAACCAUAAACCCAUGUUGGAUUUAUUGGUGGAAAAUAUGCUAU
Messenger RNA from Erpetoichthys calabaricus (reedfish), 3130 nucleotides. RefSeq names its product calpain 10 (gene capn10). Bases 207 to 2189 code for a protein of 660 amino acids. The record is from RefSeq and is a predicted model, not a curated record. Gene Ontology annotation, cellular component: cytoplasm. NCBI's taxonomy places the organism in Eukaryota, Metazoa, Chordata, Cladistia, Polypteriformes, Polypteridae. Gene Ontology annotation, molecular function: calcium-dependent cysteine-type endopeptidase activity. Gene Ontology annotation, biological process: proteolysis. The transcript is spliced from 13 exons.